This is a messenger RNA of Balaenoptera ricei (Rice's whale), 3322 nucleotides long. It is a transcript of the gene MUC15, whose product is annotated as mucin 15, cell surface associated. The transcript has 4 exons. The coding region runs from base 300 to 1289 and encodes 329 amino acids. The record is from RefSeq and is a predicted model, not a curated record. NCBI's taxonomy places the organism in Eukaryota, Metazoa, Chordata, Mammalia, Artiodactyla, Balaenopteridae.
UUCUUUUUUUUUUUAAAGGCCUGAAUGAGGUGAUAUCGUCAUGCUGACAGCUGAGAAGCAGGUCAGUCAGGUUCUUGGGUGCUCUAUUACACAAGCAAGAUACGACCAGCCCCACCUAAUUUUGUUUCUCUGGCACCCUCCUGCUCAGUGGGACAUCAGCACACCUAACCCAGCUGCUUUCUCUAAUGCAAGGCAGACUCCUUCCAGCCAGAACAGCUGUGAUACUUCAGUUCUUGUCUGUAAACACCGCCUAGACCUGAAGAUUCUCAUUAUUAACACCAAUACCAAAGAAGAUUACAAUGUUGACUUCAGCCAAAAUUCUGUUGAUUUCAAUUUUGUUUAGUUUACUACUAUUUGGAAGCCAUGGAGAAGGUCAAGAAAUAAACACAACACAAAACACUGCAGAAGACUUAAAAACAAGGGAAAAUCAAUCUAUUCCUUUGGAAAGUGAAGCAAAUUCAACCUCAGAUAAAGAAAAUAGAGAAACCUCCCAUCCCAAGGCAAGUAAUUUCUCUUUUGGGGAUCCAUCAAAUAAAACCCAUGGAACAGAUUUCUACCAUAAUUUGUCAACAGACUCUUCCAGUCUGAAACUCAUGCCCACACUUUCCCCAAGCCCUCCCUUGAGCCACAGCUUUGUUUCUAAAUUGCCUUGGAACUCAUCCGUAGCAGAUGAAAAUCCUCUGCCAGUCUCAGCACCUCCCAAUACUACAGCUAUUGUAUCUUCCGAAAACUUCACUCGGUCUUCGGUCAGUGAUACCAUGAAAGCUCCUGACAACAGUUCCAUUACAGUUAGCAACCUCCCUUCAGGAUCAAACACCAUAUCUGUGACCCCCAUGAUAAUGGAAACAGAUGGAUGGCCUACCAUGACUGGAGAUAGCUUGGCGGGGUUUACUGCCUAUCAAGAAACAACUUUAUAUCCCACCUUGAAAUUCACCAAUAAUUCAAAAAUCUUUCCAAAUACAUCAGACCCCCAAGAAGAGAACAGAAAUACAGGAGUAGUAUUUGGGGCCAUUUUAGGUGCUAUUCUGGGUGCUUCAUUGCUUAGUCUUGUUGGCUACUUGCUGUGUGGAAAAAGGAAAACAGACUCAUUUUCCCAUCGGCGACUUUAUGACGACAGAAAUGAACCAGUUCUGCGAUUAGAUAAUGCACCGGAACCUUAUGAUGUGAGUUUUGGAAAUUCUAGUUAUUAUAACCCCGCUGCGAAUGAUUCGUCUACACCAGCAGGCCGAGAAAAUGCACGGGAUGGCAUUCCUAUGGAUGACAUACCUCCACUGCGUACCUCAGUAUAAAACUAAGGGGAAAAAGGCUUCAGAUGGCAAAUGUUCACUAUAUCCUGGCCUUUCAAAUCCAUCAUCCAAAAGCUGAAGCAAGAUCACUCUCGUGUGGCCUGUGCCAAAGAGAACUGUAAAAGCAUGAGACGAGUAGCAGAAACAUAGAGGAUAAAUCAUCCAAAAGGUUUCCUUUCUUCCAUUUCUCGCUGUGCUGAAUCAUCUAUUGAGUAACCUUAACUUGUAUUUUGGUCUGUUUUUUUCUUAGCAGGAAAUGUUUGUGGAAUUAGGUAAAACUGAAAGAUUUCACCAUGAUUGCCCUGCCCGAUAAUUUAAUUAAAAAAUCCUUCAAUGAAAAUAGGGACCCCAAAUUACAUUUUUACUUUUUUGUGGUGGGGGGGGGUGGUGAAUUGACUGUUCACUGCUCCCUGUGUAGUCAUAAUACCAUAUAUCAAGAUUGGCAUUUUCCUGAAGGAAAAUUGGAAGGGUGAUUUUAUUUUUUUUUAAUUUUGACUUAAAGCUAGAAAGAGAGUAUGGCACAGAUUCUGUUCCUGGGAAAUUAAAGUAACAGGAGUGAGAGGCUUGAAUUCUAGUACAUUUUACUUUUCUGUAUCAGCAGGUACAUAGUCAGCCCCUUGAGUUGCCAAGUUGACAGUGACUUUGCAUUCAACAGACUACGGUACGAAAGCUGACCCUAACCAGGAAAGUAAUCACUUCUCUUCAAAGCAUCGGGAAUUCCAAUCUGUGGUUUACUUUAGGCCUCAAUUAAUUGGGUUCUUUAAAAACUCAGUGAGAAACUUAGUGAAAAAAGUCAGCCAAUACAUAUACCUAUACAUAACUUUUACAGUUUUAAGAUGUUAGAUAGGAACAGGAUUUAUUUUGUAUUAGACAUUAUUGCUCAAUCAUAUAUGGAAUAGAUUCUGCAUCUCUAAGUGCAUAAAAUAUAAGGUUAAAAAUAUAUAUAAUGGAAGACUUAAGCAAACAAAACAUUUUCUGAGUGUCACUUUCACAAGUGAAAAUACAAGAAGCUUAAUUUGGAUUCUAGUAUAUUUCAGUUUGUUUUCAAUUACUGCCCUUUUUGGCAGGAAAAAUAUACUCCACAGUAUAGGAAGGUUGAGGCUUUAGGGAUUAUAAGAUUAAAUCAAGAGUUAAAUUCCCAAAGAAGCCAUGGAUGUGUGAAGAGGGCAUACGAAACAAGAGAUUUUACUGUUGAAUUGAUACAUAGUAUGUGUGUUUGUGUGUGUGUGUGUGUAUGGUGGGUAUGAAUAAACAAAGCAACAGCCUCAGAAAACGAGGGCCAAGAAGUAAGUAAUGGAAGAACAUACUUACCCCAUAUUGCCAUAAAAAUAGCAAAGAAGACUGUCCCUCCAUUAUCAAACAGAUAUGUUACCUUAGUGGAAAACAAACAAAAGUAUUAGUCACACUUUUGGUUAUAAUAAUCCAGUGAUUACUGUUUGCAUUUAGGUACUAUUGAUUUUCUUUCCCAAUGGAAUCACAUUAUUUUAUAGUUUGCAAAUAUAAGAUAGGCAAUCCUUUCAUGGGUCCUGCAACUUUUUCAUGUGAUUUUCUCAUGGGGAGAGGUGAGGAAUCAGCAUUUCCCCCCUUCUCUUCUCUUUUCCCCUUUGACUCUACCUUCAUUUCUGCUUAGAAGUGGUUCUCGUACCCUGAGGAAGUACUUGUGGGCCACAAAUAGAAGCUACACAGAGAGUUUAAGAAGUUAGCUUUCCAGUGAAGGCACGCUUAGCUGCACUUCCUGUUAGCAAAACUUCCAGGAUUGGGAGAGUUGCAAAAUGCAGAAUUCCAUUAGUGAUCCAGCACUUCCAAGGGAAAGGUAUCACAGUGCUAUCCCUACUCUCUGAUGUCUUUCAGAAUGUGCCAUGGGUCAUCAAGAAAUUUCAUAAAUCACUGGACAUUUAGGAUAUAGUCCAAGUGUUUUUUAAUCAGACAUGACCUGAAGUUUUAUAAAGAACAAUGUACAGUUAUACAACAUUAUUGAAUAUACUUUUCAGGGUUGUAAGAAUUGUUUGAUUUUAAUAAAGUAUAAACUCAAUUUA